Molecule: messenger RNA, 528 nt
Organism: Oppiella nova
Lineage: Eukaryota; Metazoa; Arthropoda; Arachnida; Sarcoptiformes; Oppiidae
Source: the annotation of a GenBank genome assembly
AUGAUGACCAGGAGUAUUANGUCAAUAGCAUUGGGAGGCGCCGUGAUUGCACUGUUAAUAACGGUCGUGGGUCUGGUGGGUAUCAUCAAAGAGAUCAAAUGGAUUGUAACAACUCUACUGGUGCUGCAAAUCAUAGGAAUUAUUCUGAACCUGACCACUGGUCAGGUGACCUCUGGCCUGUACGGUAUUCUUACCUCCAUACUGACCGGGGCAUUCCUAUACCUCAUCAAGGUGAGGGACUGGUAUCAUCAAAAUGAGGGACUGGAGGUCCCGAGGCCUAAUAAGGUCGUCGUGAUUACACUGUUAAUAGCGGUCGUGGGUCUGGUGGGUAUCAUCAAAGAGAUCAAAUGGAUUGUAACAACUCUACUGGUGCUGCAUAUCAUAGGAAUUAUCAUGAACCUCACCAAUGGUCAGGUGACCCAUGGCCUGUGCGGUAUUGUUUCCUCCAUACUGACCGGGGUACUCCUAUACCUCAUCAUACAGAAGCAAAAUGAGGGACUGGAGGUCCCGAACACUAAUAAGGUGUAA